AAGAAGACAACUCACAAUGCCAUUGAGAAAAGGUAUCGACUGAGCAUCAAUGAUCGACUGCUCGAGCUGAAGGAAGUUCUUGUCGGCAAGGAAACAAAGUUGAACAAGUCAUCCAUCUUGAGGAAGGCCAUUGAGUACAUAAGGUACCUGCAAAACCUGAACAACAAGCUGAAGGAGGAG
Helobdella robusta is the source of this 180-nucleotide messenger RNA. RefSeq lists its product as hypothetical. Gene Ontology annotation, biological process: regulation of transcription by RNA polymerase II. Gene Ontology annotation, cellular component: nucleus. Lineage: Eukaryota; Metazoa; Annelida; Clitellata; Rhynchobdellida; Glossiphoniidae. Gene Ontology annotation, molecular function: DNA-binding transcription factor activity, RNA polymerase II-specific; RNA polymerase II cis-regulatory region sequence-specific DNA binding; protein dimerization activity. The transcript is spliced from 2 exons. The annotation marks the transcript as partial. The record is from RefSeq and is a predicted model, not a curated record.